AUGAUGAUGUUUGAUACUUGCAAGGAGCCAGACCUGUGCAUUGUCUAUGGGGAACCCAUCAGGCAAAAGCCCAUCAUCCACAAGAGAACGGGGGGUCAGCAGGAAGCCCACCCAGUUGAUGAGGAGGAUGAACCCCUUUUUCAUGGAGGAAGUUCCAGAGCCUCCUGGAAAAUCACAGUACAGACAAUUCCUGGUGCUGCUAAGGAGCAGGAUGUGUGCAUUGUGGGUGAGGAGAACAUCUGGCACUACCCCAACACCUGCGAGAGAAAUAUGUGUUUGCAGAAAAUGAGCUCAGGGGAGGGUCCAGUUUACAGCAAAGGAGACUCCAGUGUCCCAAGUAAAACUCCAGCCCAGGGUGUUGUUGAUGCCACAGCCAGGAUGAUGAUGCUUGAUACUUCUAGGAAGCCAGACCUGUGCAUUGUCUAUGGGGAACCCAUCAGGCCAAAGGCCAUCGUCCAUAAGAGAACGGAGGGUCAGCAGGAAGCCUACCCAGUUGAGGAGGAGGAUGUACACCUUCUUCAUGGAGGAAGUUGCAGAUCCCCCUGGGAAAUCAUGUUGGAGACAGUUCCUGGUGCUGCUGUGGAGCAGGAUGUGUGCAUUGUAGGUGAGGAAAACAUCUGGCACAACACCAACAACUGCAUAAGAAAGGAGUGGUUGCAGGACACCUACUCAGUGGAGAGUCCCAUUCACAGCAAACUAGACUCCAGUGUCCCCAGUGAACCUCCAGCCCAGACUGUUGGUGAUGCUGCUAAAGGACAAGACAUCUGCAUUGUGUAUGACCAAGGUGUCCUACAAAAGCACACAGUCCAUAUCAGAAUUGGGUAUCCUGAGGAAACACACCCAGGGGAGGAUGUAGUUAAACCUAUUGCUGGUGGAAGAGAUUGGAAAGGCCCCAAUGAAUCCACCUUCCAGCCUGCUGUUGAUGCCACCAAGGAACAAGACUCCUGCAUUGUGCAUGAGGAAAUGGUUAGACAGAAGCCCAUUUUUCAAGGAACAGCCCCCAGUGAAGCCACAGCUCAGAGAGAUAUGGAUGCUGGUAAGUAAUGGGGCUCCCGGGUAAUGCAUAUUGGGGAGGGAGGUCCCAGGUAGAAUUGCUUCUUAGCUCCAGGUCUUAAUGACAAGCACACAAGGCUAUUUUUGAGGUCAUCCCAUGCUACACCAACUUACAGUAGACCCACUAAAAGUAAUGGACAUAGAACCCACUCUAUGUAGGUUUUGUUUGCUGGGUAAACUGUACUGCUCUUGAGUUGUAUAUAUUUAUAUAUAAGCCUUGUGCAGAAAUUUUUCAAUUUCGCUUUGUACUUUUUGUUGUUUUGUUUGUUGUUCACAACUACUUUCCCUAUGUUCAUAGCCUGCUGCUUUUGCUGUAUUGUCUGCUCUUGAGCAUUAGAAAAGUUUCAAUGCAUCAAGAAUUAGAAAUCUUGAUCUAACCUUUUGAUGGACAAACAAUAUAGCUAUGCUUCCUAAAGCCAAUGUAAGCUUCCACCUGCAGACUGAGAAAAUAUUUGCUCUCGAGAGUAAAAUCUCUACAGGUAGAAAUUUGCUGGUGAAUCUGAGGCAAUGGCAAAACCAGACUCAGGAUAUUGAGCGGAGUGGAAAGAAAGGUCACCCAUGAUGGCAACUUACUGCCCGCUAAGACAGCAAUGGCCCAAAAGUGUAUCAAAAAGACAAAACAUAUUACAUUGAAUGUCUCAGUUUCCAUCUCUCUCUCUGACAUCCAUGUUUUCCUUCUCUCUUAUCCAGCAGGUGUUUUGCAGUGGAGACAGAACAAAGGGAAAACUUUGAAAAAAGCACAGGAUGAGAUGGUGGAGCAGAACCUCCUGAGUCACGAUGGACCAAGGAGGCAAAAGAGAAGCCACAGAAAACGGAAGACAGACAAAUCCAUCGUUUCUCAAAGUGGCUUCUUCACUGAGCAAGGAGAACAACCAGAAAACAGAGAUGCUUUGAGAACAUCCAAAAAGGAGAAAACAAUUCAAACGGCAGAAUCUGGAGAAAUAAGCAGUGGGAGCAGAAAUAAUGGAAACAGCCCCACAUGCCCUACAGAGGUGAAGCGAUUUACUUGUUUGGAGUGUGGAAGGAGCUUCUGCAGGAAAUGGAACCUUAAAGUACAUAAAAGAACCCACACAGGGGAGAAGCCGUACAAAUGUUUGGAGUGCGAUAAAAGCUUCACUUACAGCUCACACCUUACUAGACAUCAAAGAACUCACACAGGGGAGAAGCCGUACAAAUGUUUGGAGUGCGAUAAAAGCUUCACUUACCGCUCACACCUUACUAGACAUCAAAGAACUCACACAGGGGAGAAGCCUUUCAAAUGUUCAAAGUGUGCGAAAAGCUUUACUGCGAACUCAAACCUUACAGAACAUAUAAGAACUCACACAGGGGAGAAACCUUUCAAAUGUUCAGUCUGUAAUAAAUGUUUUGCUAAGAUGUCAAACCUUACUAGACAUCAGAGGAUUCACAGAAGGGAAAGACCCCAUAAAUGCUCAGUGUGUGGUAAGUGCUUCAGUCAGAAAUCAAAUCUUACUAAAUAUCUAAAACUUCACAGGAGGAAGACACCUUUUAAGUUAUCACUGGGUAGAAAAAGGUUUAGUAAGAGCUCAAAUCUUCUUAGUCAACAGAUAAUUCGCAAAAAAAAGUAUAAAUGUUCAGCUUGCAGGAAAAACUAUACUAAGUGGUCAUACCUUACCAAACAUAAAAGAAUACCACAGAAAGCAGAGAAACCUUAUAAAUGCUCAGGGUGUAGAAAAUGUUUCAGCAACAGGUCAGUCCUUACUAGACAUAAGAGAAUCAUACACAGAUGGAACAAAGUCUAUGUAUGUUCCAAGUGCAGUCAAUGUUUCCGUUCAAGGAGACUUUUUAUUACACAUCAAAGAACCCACACAGCACAGAAACCUUUUCAAUGCUCAGAGUGUAGAAAAGCCUUUAGUCAGGAGGCAAAUCUCCUUAGACAUCAAAGAACUCACACAACAGAGAAACCCUACAAAUGCCCGGUGUGUACAAAAAGCUUCAGUGAGAGUGCAGGUCUUUCCAGACAUACAAGGUCUUGCCAUACAGGGGAGAAACUGUACAAGUGUGAACAAUGUGGAAAGAGCUUCACCCGUAACUCAGACUUCAAGAGGCAUCGAAAGCAUCACACAAGGGAGACGCCCAACCAGGGUUCAAAUCUCAGUGAGAGUUUAAAUGAUGAAUCGAGACCUCAUGAAGGUGAGAACGCACAGCGGAUGGAAACCAUGUAA
Messenger RNA from Podarcis lilfordi (Lilford's wall lizard), 3236 nucleotides. The record is from the annotation of a GenBank genome assembly. Lineage: Eukaryota; Metazoa; Chordata; Lepidosauria; Squamata; Lacertidae.